GAUGACCAAAUAUCAUUGAAUGGAGAUUUAGCAAAAUCAGCUCCUCUUCUCCAUCAUUACGAGAUACAAGAUCUCCACCUACGGCAAGGCCGGUAAUUCUUGCUAAACUCUAGUUUAGUGCACAUGCGCAUUGGGUAAUAUUGAGGCACGUGUAAUAAUAAGAUGGCUGAAAUGGAUGAAUCCGUCGAGAGAAAAGAAGACAGUGAUUCCGAAAUGGAUGAGAUGGAGACAGAAGAUCAUAAUGCCGAAGAUGCGGAAGAGGAAGAAUUAGAAUUUGAUGACAGUGCUUACGUCAUGUAUCAUCAAGCAAACUUGGGCUCACCGUGUCUCAGUUUUGAUGUCCUGUUGGAUGGUCUUGGUGACAAUAGAGAAGAAUUUCCUCUUACCCUAAGUCUUGUGGCUGGAAGUCAGUCCCCAAAGGACCACAACGACAUUAUUACUGUGAUGAAAAUGAGCAAUUUGCAGCGUAUUAAGCAUAAAACAGCCGAUGAAAGUGAUUCGGACUCUUCAGAGAGCGAAGAUGAAGAUGAUAAACCUGAUCUAGAAACUACCACUCUCAAUCAUCCGGGAUGUGUUAAUCGAAUUAGGGCAACAGAGAUAAACAACAAGAAGUAUGCUGCCACUUGGUCAAUGAAUGGAAAAGUAUAUAUAUGGGAUUUAUCUAAACCAUAUGAAGCCAUCAAUGAUACAGAGAAAUUGAGCUACUAUAUCCGGAAUUGUUUAUCUCCAGAUCCAAUUUUCAAUUUUUCUGGUCACCGUGGAGAAGGAUAUGCUUUAGAUUGGUCUAGAAUCACUCCUGGCCAAUUAGCAUCAGGUGAUUGCAACAAAAAUAUUUACCUUUGGAAGCUAAAAUCGGAUUCUAGUUGGUGUGUUGAACCAGCUCCCUACUGCAGCCACUCAGACUCUGUAGAAGACAUCCAGUGGUCACCCACAGAAGCCAAUGUAUUUGCUUCAUGUUCUGUUGAUAAAAGUAUCAAAGUUUGGGAUGCAAGAGCAUCACCAGCCAAGGCUUGUAUGCUGACAUGUUCCGGUGCUCAUGACUCUGACAUUAAUGUGAUCCACUGGAAUCGAAACGAUCCUUUCUUAGUGUCCGGAGGGGAUGAUGGAGUUAUAAAGAUUUGGGAUCUGCGCCAAUUUCAACAUCAAAAACCAAGUGCUGUAUUCAAGCACCAUAGCGCACCUAUCACAUCAGUGGAAUGGCAUCCAACUGACAACAGUGUGUUUGCAGCAUCUGGUGAAGACAACAUGAUAUCUCUGUGGGAUAUGGCUGUUGAAAGGGACACGGAAGAUGAGAGCAGUAGCAAAGACGAUGAAAACAUCCCAGCACAAUUGCUUUUUAUACACCAAGGACAAAAUGAAAUCAAAGAAGUGCAUUGGCAUUGGCAAAUGCCCGGUGUGGUCAUUAGUACAGCCAUUGAUGGCUUCAAUGUAUUUAGAACUAUAAGUGUAUAAACUUUGGAUUGUAAUUAAGCUGUUGAAAGAUAAGAGAAGAAACCAUUCUGAAAUAAUA
Molecule: messenger RNA, 1510 nt
Organism: Octopus sinensis (East Asian common octopus)
Lineage: Eukaryota; Metazoa; Mollusca; Cephalopoda; Octopoda; Octopodidae
Product: glutamate-rich WD repeat-containing protein 1
Exons: 6
Coding region: 163-1452 (429 amino acids)
Molecular function (GO): protein binding
Source: RefSeq, a predicted model, not a curated record